Messenger RNA from Rhododendron vialii, 1781 nucleotides. RefSeq names its product protein ELC-like. The transcript has a single exon. Gene Ontology annotation, cellular component: ESCRT I complex. The coding region runs from base 246 to 1460 and encodes 404 amino acids. Gene Ontology annotation, molecular function: ubiquitin binding. Gene Ontology annotation, biological process: protein transport; protein modification process; endosome to lysosome transport. The record is from RefSeq and is a predicted model, not a curated record. Lineage: Eukaryota; Viridiplantae; Streptophyta; Magnoliopsida; Ericales; Ericaceae.
AUUUGAGUUUUACACGGGAGAGGACAGCACGCAAGACCCAGGACAAAGGUAAGCAACGAAAAGUCCUCUGGGUAUAAUAACUAACCACCGCCCAAAUCCACCACAACAACGCGCAAAUCAAUCUCCCUAAGCAAACCAGACCAAACCUCCCAGAUUUCCAAACUACUGUACUAGGAUUCUGCUUCUCUCUCUCUCUCUCUCUCUCUCUCUCUCGAUCCACCAUACACCAUCUACCUCCGACGGCAAUGGUACCUCCGACGCCGUCGACCCACGGCGGAGCGUCAAACGCGCAGUACACCCAGCAGUUCCUCUCCAGCGUCCUCUCCCAGCGCGGCCUGCCGUACCCCGAAGACGUCAAGUGGCUGAUCCGCCAGCACCUCGUCUCCCUCUCCGAGUCCUACCCCAGCCUCCAGCCCAAAACCUCUGUCUACACCCACAACGACGGCCGCGCCGUCACCCUCCUCCAGGCCGACGGCACCCUCCCCAUGCUCUUCCAGGGCGUCACCUACAACAUCCCCGUCGUCUUCUGGCUCAUGGAGUCUUACCCCAAGCACCCCCCGUUGGUCUACGUCAACCCCACUCGCGACAUGAUCAUCAAGCGCCCCCACCCCUUCGUUAACCCCUCCGGUAACGUCUCGAUACCUUACCUCCACAACUGGGUCUACCCUAGCUCGAAUCUGCUCGAUUUGGCCCGCGAUUUGUCCCUCUACUUCGCCCGGGAUCCUCCCCUCUACUCCCAGCGCAGACCCAGCUCUAAUAACCCUCCUAACCCUAACCCUAAUUUCGCUGCGCCCACUCAUUCAGUUUCGGUUGCAGCUCAGCCUGCGAUCCCACCGAGAUCGUAUCCCCAAUCACCCUAUGGGGGUGGAGGGGGAAGUGGGCGAGUAGCGCCACGUAGGGAGGAGGACGCAGGCGAGGUUUUUAGGCGGGACGCAAUGAAUAAGCUGGUGGAGAGGGUGGAUGGGGAUGUGAGGGAGCUGAGGAGGAGGAGGGAGGGGGAGAUGGAAGGGAUGUUUAACGCACAGGCGGUGUUGAGGAAGAGGGAGGAGGAGAUAGGGAGAGGGUUUAGGGGAAUGUUGGAGGAGAAGGAAGCGUUGGAGCAGCAGUUGCAGGUGGUUUUGAUGAACAGCGAUGUUUUGGAGGAGUGGUUGAGGGAGAACGAGGGGAAGAUGGUCGAUGCGAGGAGCGUGAGUGUUGACGAGGCCUUUGAGCCUUGCGAUGCUCUUUCGAAACAGAUACUGGAGUGUACCGCUGCCGAUUUGGCAAUAGAAGAUGUGAUUUAUUCUUUGGAUAAAGCAGUACAGGAAGGGGCAAUGCCGUUUGAUCAGUACUUGAGAAGUGUGAGGUUGUUGUCCCGUGAGCAGUUUCUUCAUCGGGCUACCACUUCCAAAGUUAGGGCUGCUCAGAUGCAGGCUCAGGUCAAUAGUAUGGCUGCUAGGGCUCCACAAUAUGCUGUGUGAAACUAUAUCUCCCUCUGUAUGUAUAACUGGAAGUCACUGCGUCUGCAGACCAUGUUCCCGCGGUAUAUCUUGUUUUCUUUCUUUUUUUGUUCAAUUUUGAGAACCAUAUAGUUCUUAUGUUAGUUACGUGUGGAUAUCAGCCAAUUCUAAUUAAUCCUUCCACAAUGUAUUUUAGACCUCCCCAAACCCCGCAAUGGUGAGAGCCUCGUGCACUGGGUUUGCUCUUUUAAUUUUUUUUUUUUUUAGACCGUUCUUAAGAUUUGUAUCUGUAGCAAAACAAUUGUUUGUGCUCAACAAUAAGUAUGUGCAAUACUUCUAGUU